Lytechinus pictus (painted urchin) is the source of this 6279-nucleotide messenger RNA. RefSeq names its product hepatoma-derived growth factor-related protein 2-like. The record is from RefSeq and is a predicted model, not a curated record. The coding region runs from base 207 to 2501 and encodes 764 amino acids. Lineage: Eukaryota; Metazoa; Echinodermata; Echinoidea; Temnopleuroida; Toxopneustidae. The transcript is spliced from 2 exons.
AACGAAGUAGAUCGAAUAUCCAAUUAAUCUUGUCCUCAAGGCUCAGCCCGGCCUGUGAUGAUUUCGUUUUACACCGUAAAAUUGAUAUGCAGCCUUUUUAUGCGUUCUGUGCCUUGAUUUAAAUAAAGUCAUGGAUCGAGGAGGAUAUGAUAGAAUUCUAGCUCGCUUAUUUUGGCACAAGCUCUGAGGAGUCUACAUUGUACACUAUGUCAGGCUUCAAGGCCAAGCACCAAGCACUGCAGAUUCUGCAGCGUCUGGCAUCUGGUGAAAAGCUUCCAGGCAAGGAGAGAAACCCAACUUUCUCACCUCGGAAACCGGGCAUCAGGAACUCAGAUGAUAUCCUCAAGGAAAAGUACAAUGAACUUGCCGAGCUGGUGGCCCUACAGCGCCUUGAAAAGCAGGCAGUGUCAUCUUUGCAGAAGAUGUAUGUCAGUCCGCCGAAAGGGGAGAGGAGAUCUCGGAGGAGAAGAAGGGAUGGAGAAACGAGGACAAAGAGGAAGGAGGAUGGUGAAAGGGAAGGCUCAAAGAAGCAGAGGCCAAUGUCUGCUUCAUCCACAUCGUCCUAUUCAUCUUCUGCAUCAUUUGCCUCAAGGGCAUCCUCAAUGUCAAAUUCUUCGAGGUCAUCCUCAAUGUCAAAUUCAUCUAGGUCAUCUUCAAUGUCAUCUAGGUCAAAUGUAUCAAGAUCAUCUGCUUCAUCAAAUACUUCAAGGGCAUCCACAAUGUCAAAUUCCUCAAGGGCAUCUACAAGGUCAAAGUCAUCAUCUACUCCAAAACCAGUUGAGAGGCACUUUGUCACCAUCGUAGAGGAGGAAGAGGAAGAGGAAGUUGUGAAUCAAGAUGACAUCAAGGAAAGACAGGUCGUCCAGUUUGACAAAGACCUAGCUCAAGAAAACAAGGAGGAAGCCGAGCGCAAGAAGGAGGCCUCAAAACGUAGAAGGCAGGUUUCGUUUGUCCUGGAAACGCAGGAAAAGAGUAGUGAUGAUGAUGACGAUAUGGAUGAUGAAGAAGAGAGUGUUUCUGAUGAAGAUGAGAGAUAUGUCCCUGGAGAGGAGAGUUUGUCUCCUUCUAGGUCGCAGGGUAAUGAUAGAAGGCGUGAUAAUGCAGGUGAUCCAACACCUCGUUACAUUGAGAUUGAGGACAGUAUACUGAGGGAGAUUCUCAGUCCAAGGUCUCCUCGUCGUGGUUUUAAGUUAUCACAGAAGUCAGAGGACAGAUCACCAUCCAGGGAUAGAUCGAAAUCACCCCAGCGGAAAGCACGUAGUCCAUCCCCGAAGAGGGCAUGGGAAGUACCAAACACUUUACCGCUUCCCCCAAGACCUGUCAAAGACAUAAAACCUUGUGAUCAUAAGUUGAGCGACACCGACAAUCCUGAAAUAAAGAAGUGGCUGCGUCACAAGAAUGCUCUGAUUCGACGGGAGAGGAAGGCAGAGUUGCAGAAAGAGAGGGAGAAGCAAAGAUCUGCAGAGGCAUCCAGUCAGAAACGAGUUGAAAGACUUGUGGAAUCUGAAGAAUUCUACGAUACUUGGAUGAAGCAGAAGAAAAAAGACCUGAGGAGGAAGCACAGAGAUGAACGUCGUCUUGCCAAAGAGGAAAGGAGGAGACAAGAAGAAGAAAGGGCUAGAAGAGAAAAGCUAUUCCAGGAAAAGAUCCGCAUGUCUGUUGCUUCUUUUGGUGAGAGAGUCCCGACACCAAGAAAAGAGAAACAAGCAAGGAAGCAGUCUGGGAAAUCCAGUGGUGAAGACAACAGUCCCAAGACCAAAUUAAAUAUUAGAAAAGCGAAAGACAAGGGUACGGAAAAUGAUGGACAGCAGAGAUUUCCAUCUUCGAAUCCUUUCAAGGGAGUGACGUAUGAUGAAUGGAUGAAGCAAAAGAUGAAGCAAGAUGAGAUGAACAAAAAGGAGGAAAGACAAAAGAAAAAGAUUGAUCCUGACUUGGAGGACAUCAUCCCACAGGUUGCUAAAGAAAGGAUUGACAGAGCCAAGAUUGGGAAGGGGAGAAGGGUCAGCAGUGCUUUUGGAAAGGAGAAGGAUGAGAGACCGGAAUGCGAUCGUGCUGCAACCGAAAAGACUGAUGCGCCAAAACCUUACAGGUGGUCCAACGAUUCUACAAGCACCUCUGAUAAACAUUCCAAACAAAGCAGUGCACAUGGCAAAGUGGGGCUUCACAGACCAUCCACUGCUAAAAAUCACCUCCGCAAUGCACCCCACCAAGAGAGGGCACCAUCGGCCAAUCUUGGCAAGGUUCAAGGUCCCAGAGUCUUUUCGCCCUCUUUCGCCCGUCCAGAGCCGCAGGGAAGUGAGAGUAACGAUGAUCAUUCAGAACAUAAUGGAAAUAAGGGUAAGCCAAUACUGCAUAGAAACACGGCUGGUAAGAAUGAUAAGGUUGGCAAUCAAAAUGAAGAAGGGUGUGUCUGGGAAAAGGCUUUGGUGAAAGCAAACCCUGCACAGCCAGUUGCAGAUCCUGAAGACUUAUCAAUCUUUUUAACAGAAUUUGAUGGGUAGUUAGACAUAAGGUUUUACUCCACUAUUAUUAAACCAGAAUGUUUCAAUUGCAUGUAUGGCUUGUCCUUGAGCAACAAAAAAAGAGUUGUAUUUAAUAUGCCUAGACCCUGUUGCAUAAACAUUACUUGUAUAGUAACCUUGCCAUCCAAAGGUAAUUUUCUUGAAAUCCUUGAAUUUAAUUGGCUGCUUACCAUUGUUACCAUGGUAGUUACCAUUGGAUUGCAAAGUUACUAUAAAUAAUAAUUUUUAUGCAAUGGGGCCCUGGUUUGUCAUGUUCAGUAACAAAAGGCAAAAUAUUUCUAUAUUAAAAUAAAUGAAUAAAUUGCUCCUUAUGACAAUUUGUUAUUGUCAAUGAAUUGUUUUCCACUAUAGAGCUCAGUUUUAAUAUGAUCAGGAAAUAUGAAUAUUUGUAGCUCUUCCACGAUUUGUAAAUUACACUCGGCCUUUAUACCAAAUUGCACCAUGAUACGCAAAUUAAGGGACAAUCAUACUUUCAGUACAAAGCUUUGAGUAUUUAGAAGCACAUAUUAUGCAGAACUGAAAUUACAAGUACAAGGGUUUUUUUUUUUUUGAAAAUUAUCCUAAUUGCAAUGCCCUUUCACAACAUCACUCAAUUCUUUCCAUUAAAUUUUUUUUUUGCAUUUUAAUGAGGAUUAAAAAGGAAAAAAGUAUAAGAGGGAUGCAUUUUUAUGAAAAAACAAGAUGUAGGGAAUUUCACUUUCAUGGGAAGAGCAUUGGAGGUUGGGGCGGGGGGUGGACUAUGAGAGAUCAUUGCGGAGGAUAAACAGAGAGUACUUCAAAGUGAACAUGUGUCCUGUGUAACAACCAAGCAUUUAUUGGUGUUAUUGUAGUACUCAUUAUCGUAUUCAGGCUUUGUAAUCAAAGGAUUAUUUUGUGAAAAUAUAAGCUCGCAUUACACCAACCCAGCAUAUUUGGAAAAAAAUGAAAUAUCUUACUUACUGUAAUAAUAAUAAUAUAGGGUAUUUAUAUUGCGCACAUAUCCACCUUGUUAGGUGCUCAAGGCGCUCCUAUAUUACCCGGCUAAGCUAGGCGUUCAUAGCGCACACAGCUUUUUAAGGAAUUACUUCCUACCGGUACCCAUUUACCUCACCUGGGUUGAGUGCAGCACACUGUGGAUCAGUUUCUUGCUGAAGAAAAUUACGCCAUGGCUGGGAUUCGAACCCACGACCCUCUGUUUCAAAGUCCGAAGACUAAUCCACUGGGCCACAACACUCCACUGUAUGAGAACAGGGAGUCUACCCAACUUGGUUACAGUACAGUUCUUGUAGAAACAAACUCUACUCUGUAAAGGUAAAGGUUUACUUGAAACUACUGUAUGUUUCUACCGGGCUUUGUAGAAACACUGGUCUGGCUGUAAAUUAUCAACAACGCUUUCACAUCGCAUUAAAAUUUUAAUUUUGUGAAUAAUUUCACCUUGAAGUCUAUGAAAAUGCAGUGAUAGCACAUCAUUUUUGCAGAUUUAUAGUACAUGGACAUUGUCAUGUAUAUCUUGUUUUGAUAUCUACUUGGAUGGCAUCAGUGUUGUACUUGUAUUGUAUAUUAUGAGAAUAGGGAUUCUAGCUAGCCAACUUUGUUACAGUACAAUUGUGUAACAACAUUGGAUAAUGCUAUAAUUUCUUUGCCCUGCCCUUACCGAACGAAUCAUUGUGUUGAUUGAUACCUAAUUUAAAUGGUUACAGCUUCUUUUCCCAAAAGUUAGUUAUACAGUUUUGAUUUUUUAAUACUCCGAAGGUUCAAUACUCUGAAGUUACGUUUGUCUGAAGUUUUGUUAAAUCAGACAGUUUGUUAUUCUGAAAAUGAACUUAGAUUUGAUAAUCCGAAACUUGGUUAAUCCAAAAACAAAUUUUGAAGUUCUGAUAGUGAGAAAAUAAGUUAUCUUUGUAAUUGUUUCAUUUUCAGAUUAUUGAGCCUUGGGAAUAAGAACUCUUAAUUCAUUUUUGAUUAUUAAUCAACUUUAUUUUAUCAUUGGAUUAUCAAACCUUCAGAAUAAUAAACCCUAUUUUAUUUUCAGAUGAACCUUAGAAUAACAGGCCUGCAUAAUAAUGCCACCAAUUUUUAAUGAAUGAAUCCUUUUUCUUCAUCUGGCCAUAUGAAAUUUGUGUUUUUCAAAUGAUUCAAUCCUAAAAAGCGGAUUAGUCAUAAACUUUAUCACGACUGAUCCCAUUAUUAUGUCGCUUUAAUCCAUUUCCACACAUGGCCAGUGAUCAAUUUUGAAGUAUUUAUUGGAGAUGAACAAGAUGUUUUGUCAUGUAAUGAUGUGACAUUUAUGAUAGAAAAUAGAUUCUAUUUUUGUGAAAUGUAUAAUACAGUAGAUUGUUUUAUGAAAUAAUAAAAGUGAAACAUGUUUGAAAAGUACAAUAUGAAUUUCAAAGCCAAUCAUCAUUGGUAUUAACUUCUUAUAAUAAUAUUUAAACUUGAUAUUAGUGAAUUGAAUUCAUUUAUUUCCACAUUACGAAAAAAAAUAAUUCAUAUACCGGGAUAUUCAACUUUUCAAGAAGUUAGAGAAUUUUACAGUAUGAUAUGUAGGCAGCUAGAAAAUAUCAAAAUAUAUUAUUUUUGUUAAUGCAGCCACUGAACAAAAAUAAAAUAGUGCUUUCAUACAGGUAUUUCAUCUUGCAAUAGGAAACAAUGAAGUUUGUAUUUUUACUAAUAUAAUGUGUUGUAAAAUUUUGUACAAAAUUGUGUCAUAGUUUGUGCAAUCUCAGGUAGUAAUUUUUUAGCUUGAAGCAAAAUGUUUGUUGUGUUCAUAAUCAAAAUGUUAAAUCUCUGUAACAUCUUUUUUAUUUUCCUCUCAGAGUACAAUUGUGCAGUGUUGAAUUAAAAUGUGUACUGCACAAAUCAUGUGAUAUGUAUCAAAUUGUUCACAGCAAAAAAUAGAAGUCAAACAUAUAUGCAAAAUUAAUACUGUACGUGUCAACCUACAUGUAACCCCAUAGUGAAAAGAGUAAAAGAAAUAUUGCUUAUAUAUCAAAGGUUUAAUUCAAGUUCUAAUCAGAUCUACUUUUUAUUUUGGUUGAAACAUUAUAUUGAUUAAAUAAUAUAUGUUCAAAGAGAAUAAAGGGGUUCUGUGACACUGUAAAGUUAUUGAAUUAUUCAACAGUUGGUUUUUUUUUUUUUUUUUAACUCCUCUGCAUAUUGGGGACUCCCAGAGUCUAGUUUGUGUAAUAUAUGUUUAGUUUGCAGACAAUUUCCAUGCAUAAUUCUUUAUUAUAUGUUUGAAAUACAUUCCAUUUUAUAAUCUGCCUUUACUUUAAUUUUUAUUAAUGCAUGUGCCAAGUCUUUCUGAUUAUUUUUCUGCUGAAAUAGACAGCUCUAUGUUGUGCAUGAGGUUUGCUACUUUGAAAAGUAGAGUGCAUUUAAUUAUGUUGUAAAAAGAAAUGAUUUCUAGCAUUAUUAGAAAGAAAAUUGUAUGCAGUUUGUAUGGUCCAGGUCUUGUGUUCCAGAGUUGCAAUUGACUGGAUUGAAUUAAACUACAUGUAUGGUCGCCUUAUUGAGUUUUAUGACGUUACUCCGACAUUUUAUAUUUCAAUGGGUAAAAAGUCACACACCAAAGCUUUGAAAUCAGGAUUUUUCUCAUUUGUUUGACGUUGUAUAUACAAGGGUGACUGGAGUACUUGAGCAUUGUAUUAUUGAAAUUCGAAAUGAAUUGGGAUUAAUUGCAAUUCUCAGUUAGAUAGGGCUAGGAAUAUGAUUAUGGACCUUGAUUGUGAAUCAAUGUGUAGUUGGCUUAUUAAAAUAUUUAGCUUUUACAAAUGGA